AGCAACGUGCACUGAUUAUUUUCCUAGCUAGAACAUGAACAGUGUCAAGGAAGAAUGUACGCCUCUUAAACGUGAAUAUGAUGCGUGUUUCAACAGGUGGUACAGUAACAAAUACCUGAAAGGUGACUACCAUAGUGAUGACUGCGCAACACUGUUUGCCAAGUAUCAAGAAUGUGUCAUGAGUGCUCUGAAAGAAAAGAAUUUGAAUAUUGCUGAGCUACAGGCAAAUGUUCUCGGAACGGAUAGAGAACAGAGAUCACCAGAGGAUGCGAAGAGUUGACGCCAACAAUGGCAGAAUACAGUUUCACUGAUACUGCUCAUGCAAUUAAUUAUUACAGAUACACUUCUGAUUUAAUUAAUUAAUAAAGAACAUACCCGGUAGUAGUAUUUUAGUUUAGCUGUAGUGCUCGCUCUAUGCAUUCUGGCAUUGAAUAUAAUUGACAAUGAGAGUCCAUUUGUCAUAAAUGGAACAUAGUGCUA
Molecule: messenger RNA, 480 nt
Organism: Corticium candelabrum
Lineage: Eukaryota; Metazoa; Porifera; Homoscleromorpha; Homosclerophorida; Plakinidae
Exons: 2
Coding region: 35-280 (81 amino acids)
Biological process (GO): phospholipid translocation
Cellular component (GO): cytosol; nucleus; mitochondrial intermembrane space
Molecular function (GO): phosphatidic acid transfer activity
Source: RefSeq, a predicted model, not a curated record